CUCGCCCUCCUUGACCUGGGUACCAUCUCUACCACUGUGCCAAAAUCCUUGUCCAAUUCCCUGAGGGACACCAGGGACAUCUCCUAUGCAGGAUGUGCUGCACAAGUAUUUCUCUUUCCCUUUUUCAUUGAUGCAGAGUUUUCCCUCCUCAUGAUCAUGUCCUACGAUCGCUAUGUUGCCAUCUGCAGACCCCUGCACUAUGAGACCCUCCUGGGCAGCAGAGUUUGUGUCCACAUGGCAGCAGCUGCCUGGGGUUGUGGGGCUCUCAAUGCUCUACUGCACACAGCCAAUACAUUUUCCCUGCCCCUCUGCCAGGGCAAUGCUGUGGACCAGUUCUUCUGUGAAAUCCCCCAGAUCCUCAAGCUCUCCUGCUCCACAUCCUACCUCAGGGAGUUUUGGCUUAUUGUCAUUGCUGUCUCCCUAGCAUUUGGUUGUUUUGUGUUCAUGGUGGUGUCCUAUGUGCAGAUCUUCAGGGUAGUGCUGAGGAUCCCCUCUCAGCAGGGACGCCACAAAGCUUUUGCCACCUGCCUCCCUCACCUGGCUGUGGUCUCCCUGUUUAUCAGUACUUCCUUCUUUGCCUACCUGAAGCCCUCCUCCAUCUCCUCCCCAUCCCUGGACCUGGUGGUGUCAGUUCUGUACUCAGUGGUGCCUCCAGCAGUGAACCCUCUCAUC
Messenger RNA from Dryobates pubescens (Downy woodpecker), 672 nucleotides. RefSeq names its product olfactory receptor 14A16-like. Gene Ontology annotation, biological process: G protein-coupled receptor signaling pathway. The annotation marks the transcript as partial. Gene Ontology annotation, molecular function: olfactory receptor activity; G protein-coupled receptor activity. The record is from RefSeq and is a predicted model, not a curated record. Gene Ontology annotation, cellular component: membrane. NCBI's taxonomy places the organism in Eukaryota, Metazoa, Chordata, Aves, Piciformes, Picidae. The transcript has a single exon.